UGUCACAGGCGAACUAAGCCUGGCAAGCGAGGCACGUGGCUCACUGGGCGCUCAGCAUAUCAACAACAGCGCAGUUUGUGUUGGUUAGAAGAGGUUCGCUGGGAUCACAACCAAUCUAGCGGGCGUAGGACAGAGACGCACUCAUUGGCUCGGACUGACUCCAAAACACCAAGGCCAACUUGUACUUUGCCUGUCACCCUUUCUCACCUAGUUGAAUCCUAGGAGGCAGUAGGUCGGGACCGGUUUGUGGCUUCAGUGUGACGUGGAUUCUGGGCAGUAUCAUGAAAAGAGAUUCCGCAGUAGAUUUCGAUUUAGUAACGGGCGUACUCAACACGAUGUCACUCGCUCCGGACUUCGGUUACACAAAAGACUUUUCAUUCUGCCAGAGUGUUCCUAAAUGCGCGGGGUGUGACCAAUCUAUUCUAGAUAGAUUUAUUCUGAAGGUCCAAGAUCGUUCAUGGCAUGCCAAAUGCUUGAAGUGUGUGGAUUGCCAGGUACAACUCAACGAGAGAUGUUUCACAAGGGGAGGGCAACUAUUUUGUAAAGAAGACUUCUUCAAGAGGUACGCAGCAAGAUGUGCUUCUUGCGACAAAAGUAUCGCGCCAAAAGAACAAGUACGGAGGGCUCAAGACAACGCAUACCAUCUACAAUGCUUCGCUUGUGUCUAUUGUAAGCGACUACUAGCUACUGGAGACGAGUUUUACCUAAUGAAAGACAACAAACUUGCCUGUAAAAACGACUACGAAGUCUCAAUAAGCAAAGAUGUUGAGAUGGAUAAUUCUAACAAGCGUCCCCGUACAACUAUAACGGCUAAGCAACUGGAGACACUCAAGACGGCGUACACUAAUAGCCCUAAGCCAGCAAGGCACGUCCGGGAACAACUAGCUCAAGAAACUAACUUGGACAUGCGAGUUGUACAGGUGUGGUUUCAAAACCGAAGAGCCAAAGAAAAACGGUUGAAGAAAGACUCCAGUCGUCAACGUUGGGGGCAGUAUUUCCGCACCGUCAAGCGAGGGAAUGAGAACAGUAGUCCUGUACUAAGUGGCCAGGAGUCACUCUCCUCACCUAUUAAACUAGAGACAGGGGAUGACAAACUGGACUUUGAAGAAACGAGCGAAGUUACAUCUGAGAGACCCAUUGGCUUCAGCCAUGACCAGAACACACCAAGCAAUGGUUCCCAUCACAUCCACUCUAAUGGGUUUAUCAAUGCAAGAGACACAUACGGCUCUCCUCCACCAUCAGUAACAGGUCCACGGAAUGCUGGCUACUCGUUGAAUCAUUCACCAAGCCUUCCUGUCACUCAGCAGGGAAUGAUGCCUAAUAUCCCAUUUAGCGAUGCAGGUAUGCCUGGCUUACUUAGUUCAGCAAGUCAUGGAUUAGGCGAGGCAAUGAGAGUCAUGGUUAGUUCAGCUGCAGACCUUCAACAUGUACCUACAUCAACAGGUUAUGAUGACUUCCCAAAUCAACACUCGUGGAUAGAGCAACCUCAGUACUAGGAUCGGUGAAUAGAUAGGGAACACUUCUAAAGGAUAGGGUUUGUACAUUUGAGAUGGCCUUUGAAGAAACAAGUGGGCUCUAAAACAUGUACUUCUUAUAAGUCGUUUUAUCCUUCAAACAACAUCGUUAAUAGUGUGAGAUCAAAAACAUUAUAAAAAGACUUUUAUACGAUGCAUUUGAGUUGAAUCGGACAAUUAUUUAGAUAGAAAUGGAAACAAUCUAGAGUUGCAAAUAGGUCAGGCACGAUGGAAACGGCUGGUCUUUGUUACUCACUUGGAUCCUCGUCAGCAAUCGUCUAGAAUUAGAAGUACGGCAAUGAAAAACCUGUAACAAUGAAACCAGCAUUUUAAGAGUGGACAUAGUAGAUAGUACAAGAUGACCUACCUAGCCCUCAUAAUGCUAAGAACUUCAGAGGCUUCGUAUUCCUGCUAUGAAUGUUGACAAGAGUCCAACUUGUUAAUGUAUUGACUUUAAUGAGACCACUUGGUGUUUGGGUAACGGUAGGAAAGCUGCUAUCUGGAUAAUCUGUCUACAAGGAAAUGUUUUUGUACGCUUUGAAAACUGUUUAACACACAUCCUAUUUUAUUGCAAGUUGAUUUGAAGGGACAUGAGGCUUGUAAGGUUUUAAAUUACAAACAAUUCUUUAAAAACGCAGCGCGAAUAAGUAAUAGGUUUGAGUGUUUGCAAACAUCACCACCAUUGUAAUCGAGGUAAAACCUCUGAUCACAACUAGAAAA
Messenger RNA from Asterias rubens (European starfish), 2234 nucleotides. RefSeq names its product LIM/homeobox protein Lhx3-like. The transcript is spliced from 6 exons. NCBI's taxonomy places the organism in Eukaryota, Metazoa, Echinodermata, Asteroidea, Forcipulatida, Asteriidae. Gene Ontology annotation, biological process: regulation of transcription by RNA polymerase II; neuron differentiation. Gene Ontology annotation, cellular component: nucleus. The record is from RefSeq and is a predicted model, not a curated record. Bases 282 to 1496 code for a protein of 404 amino acids. Gene Ontology annotation, molecular function: RNA polymerase II transcription regulatory region sequence-specific DNA binding; DNA-binding transcription factor activity, RNA polymerase II-specific.